Molecule: messenger RNA, 258 nt
Organism: Echinostoma caproni
Lineage: Eukaryota; Metazoa; Platyhelminthes; Trematoda; Plagiorchiida; Echinostomatidae
Source: the annotation of a GenBank genome assembly
AUGAUGAUGACGACCUCGGGUCACGGGACUGGUGGCAGCAGUUCGCCCGAUUCGGCCGAUUUCGGUCGUGCCGGCACACCCGAGUUGGGUGAUGAACUGGGCGAAUUAGUACCGAUUCUCGAUUCGGUCCAUAUGACUCCUCAUAAGUUGAAUUUUUGCCAUGCCAACGGGGAUUAUCGUAUUGAUACAUGCACACACAAAUACACUAGUCUGUUGGGACAUUCAGAACGUUCCGGUCGACAAAAUCAUGGAACUUGA